AUAGAGAUGCAGAUCUGUGUGAAGACCCUAACAGGCAAGACCAUCACCCUUGAGGUCGGGCCCAAUGACACUAUUGAGAAUGUCAAAGCUAAACUCCAAAACAAGGAGGGUAUCCCACCUGACCAGCAGCGUCUGAUUUUUGCAGGCAAACAGCUGGAGGAUGGCCGCACUCUCUCAGACUAUAAUAUCCAGAAAGCGUCCACUCUGCACUUGGUGCUUCGUCUGCGGGAUGGUAUCAUCAAGCCUUCCCUCAGCCAGCUUGCCCAGAAGCACAACUGUGACAAGCCGAUCUGCUGCAAGUGUUAUGCUUGCCUUCAUCCCCGUGCUGUCAACUGCCGCAAGAAGUGUGGCCACACCAACAACCUAUGCCCCAAGAAGAUGGUCAAAUGA
Molecule: messenger RNA, 390 nt
Organism: Rhinolophus ferrumequinum (greater horseshoe bat)
Lineage: Eukaryota; Metazoa; Chordata; Mammalia; Chiroptera; Rhinolophidae
Product: ubiquitin-like
Exons: 1
Coding region: 7-390 (127 amino acids)
Biological process (GO): modification-dependent protein catabolic process; translation; protein ubiquitination
Cellular component (GO): nucleus; cytoplasm; ribosome
Molecular function (GO): structural constituent of ribosome; protein tag activity; ubiquitin protein ligase binding
Source: RefSeq, a predicted model, not a curated record